UAACAACUCAAUUUUGUUUGUGUGUAUAAUUUCUUUGGGGUUAGAAUUGUUAAAGUUGAUGAGGAAUGUUUAUUUCAUGAAUUAUGAUAAUGGAACGGAAAAUAAAAUUAAAAACAUUAAAUAACCACAUAACAUGUAAAAUUUGUAGAGGCUAUUUAAUUGACGCUACAACUGUAACAGAAUGUCUACACACAUUUUGUAAAAGCUGUCUAGUAAAACAUUUGGAAGAGAAUAAUACCUGCCCAACAUGCAAUAUUGUAAUCCACCAAUCUCAUCCUUUGCAGUAUAUUAGUUUUGAUAGGACUAUGCAAGAUAUUGUAUACAAAUUAGUGCCAGAUUUACAGAAAAAUGAAAUAACUCGUGAAAGAGAAUUCUAUAGGCAAAGAGGAUUACCAUGUCCGAAAGAUAUACCACAGAACUCAGGAGAAGCUGAUGAAGACAAAACAGCUGAAAGUCAUGGUGAAUCUGAUUACCAUAGGCAAGAUGAACAAGUCAACGUUUGCCUUGAAUGCAAUAGUUCCAAUCUGAAGACCUUAAAAAGGCGUUUUAUUAGAUGUUCAGCACAAGCUACAAUUCUACACCUGAAGAAAUUUGUUGCAAAGAAAGUAUUAAAUGGAAUGGAAAAGUACAGAGAUAUCGAUAUCUUAUGUAAUGACGAGCUGUUAGGCAAAGACCAUACUUUGAAAUUUGUUUAUGUGACAAGGUGGCGCUUUCAAAAUCCUCCUUUGACGUUACAGUACCGCCCUAGAAUUGACAUCUGAAGACAAUUUGGAAACGGCUUACCUUUUACCUUUAAUUAUGAAAUUAUAUAUGUACCUCUCAAGCUGUUUCCUCAACAUCCGUUUUCGAUAUGAGUUCUAGGAAUUGAAGCUGGGAAUAUUAUGUUUGAAAUGAAUUUUUUAGUAACUAUUGGUACAGCAUAUUUAUAAGCUGCAAAUUAUUUAUUCAAUUUUAUGCUAGAGAAAGACCAUAUGUUAUGUAUUAUAUAAUUUUCGGAAUAUUUAAUUUUUUAUUAAUUGGAUAUAUUUUAAAAUUGCAAAUGAAAGUUUUAGAUUUUAUGCAUUGUGCAUACAAAUUCUAAUUGGAAAAUUUAUUGAAUUUUGAUCUGAAAGAUCGAUUGAUUAUAAAAAUACAUUGCAGCGUAUAAAGGAACCUGUUUCAUAAUGCAAGAUGCAAUAUUUUUGUGAUAAAAAUUUAGAAAUAUUGAUUUAUGAUAUAUCUAAUUUAUUCUACCUUGUAAUUAGUAAUGUCCCAAUUUCAAGCAUAAUAUUUUAUGAAGUCAUGAAUCAAAUUCGACUGCUACUCAAUGGACACAUAAUGGGAUGUUUGUGGGGAAUGUAAUUGAGAAAGUGAAGGAUUAGAUUAGUGAAUAUUCAUCGUUACAAAAGACAACUUAAAAUACUUGUACCUGCACUAAUGAGACAUAAUCCUAAACUUUUUCAUUUCCAAACGAAGGAAGAUCUUUGAAUUUCAAGAUGUAACAUCUGUGUUGAUGCAUUCUCGAAAUGCUCAUAUUCUAAUGACUUAUGUCGUAUGAAUACUAUCAUUUUCUAUGGAAAACUCUUGAUUUUCUCAGACUAUAGAGUAUGUUUCUUGAAUACAAAAGUUGCAGCAGUGUGCCUGAAACGAGCGAUGGGGCACAGUAAAAGAGCCUACACUCGCUUUUAUCUUGAUUUUAAAUUCCACUAUAAAUCAAUAAAUAAACAAGACGAAUCGAGGUUUCGAAUGUUAUUCAUGGAAAUAUGAAAAGUACUAGGAUGGAUUAAUUUCUGUUUGUGAUUCAACAAUUUUCAUCCUCUUUGCCAUUAUCGUUAUUUAAAAUCAAUAGGGUUGUAUUAAAUUUGGAUUAUGGUAUUCCACAGUUCAGAAAAUUCUGAUUGUUUCUUAAUAUUGUAGAGCAUAAGACCAUUUCCUGUCUGGAUGUAGUAGAUGCCCCCUGCACAUUAAACCGUCUGAGCACUUUUAUAUAUAGACACUCUCAUCAACUGAAGUCAUAUUUUCGUUUGUCCAAUCUUGAAAGUUGUGUAUGCAGUCAAGAUGCUUGUACAAUUUAUAUUUCAUAGAAUAAUGUUUGAUUCAUGACUACUGGACAUUUCUAAACGAUUUAUAUUCAUUUCAACCUUGCUAUGAACAAAUAGUACAAAUUCUAUAACCAUAUAUUUUUAUUGACAUACAAGAUACAAGUACAUAUUCUUAAUACUUCUUUAUAUUAGAGCUUAAUUCUUCAACACCAACUUAUUAGAUGUGAAAACUUUGCGAGCAGUAUAGUUUACUAGAGGCCUUCUUAUGAAAUCAUUGACGUGUUCAAAACUGCUAGAUUUCAAUGCUAUGGAACAUAUUUAAAGUUAUUUUUUAGUUCUGCAAAACAUGAGAUAAUGUUUUUGCAAGAACAGAGCCUAUAAAGAACAACAAUUUGUCUAACAUGCACAGCUCUGUCUGACUCUUAUUAGGUGGGUCGGGAUAGAAAGUAUUGAAAAGAAAAACUAAAUUAUAAUUCAAUAAAUGUCAGACAUUGCAAUAAAGAAGAACAAUCAUUUUUUCAUUUCAUACUAGAUGUAUGAUUUAUAAAUUAUGUUGUUAAAACUGUUUAUAUUGAAUAUUAUGGUUGUUUCAUGUUAACCAAUCAAACAAGAAAAAUGCUUGUUAUCAAAACAUUCCAAACACCAAAUAAAGCAAUACAGGCAAAGUCCGCCACAAAGCUUCCUUUAUCUAAUCGAUAUAUCCAGAAUAUUUGAAGUAUUCAAAAUUAUUAGUUGAUAUGACUUCUUUAAUACAUCGUUUUUUUUUUAAUUUUCUUGUUCUGGAAAUAUCGAAUGGUAUGCUAAAAGAAUGGAAAACGAAAAAACAUUAUAUACCUCAGUAUGAAGUUUUUAUACCAUAAUUAUGUAUUAUACAAGAACGGAAUAUAAACUUUAUUGUGUAACUCAUGAACAUAAAAAUUUAGGUGUAGGUCAUUCUAAGUGAUUAUGAAAAGCAAAUAAACAUUAAAGAAACAAUCUAUACAGUCAAAAUGUAUUAUAUAUAUAAUACCUAUAUAAUAUAUGUAUAUAAUUAGCAAAUUUCCUCAUUUGUUUUUAAUUAAUUAUAUACACAUAUCAAGAAAAUUAGAAUUUAACAAAUUCGUUUUCGACCGAAAAUGACUUAAGGUAACCAUGAAUGGAGUCCUUCAAUGGUUAGAAGACCCUGUAUAUUAUAUACCAAGUGAUUCUAUCACUGAGGACCUUCCAUUUGAACUUAGUAUGCUCCUUGUUUUGGGAAUUAUAUCAGCUAUAUACUGAUAUUUGAUAUGUAUUUUGUUCUCUUAAUUCUUGUGUAAGCUCUUCCACAUUGCAAGAUUUGCUUCUAUAUUUUCAAAAAUUUUUCUAGAAAAGUAAUAAUAAUCUAUAGUCUCUUAUAUGAAAGGACAUUGUACAAAUUUAAUUAUUUUCUUCUCACACAGACAUCGAAGCUAAUUAUAUUAAUUGUAACUUGAGUCAUGAACAAGAUAUUAGAUGUCUGUAUGAUAAGAACUGGACUUACUCAAGUAUUGAAUAUACAAUCAUAAUAGGUCUAGGUUCAACUGGACUUGUUGCUUUUUAACUAUGAGUUUGAAUAUUCUUCGCUUUUAUUGAAGAAGAAACAGAGAUACAAAAUUAUGAUAUUUUUACCAAUAAAUAUAAAUUUAUUGUCCCUUAUUUAACAGAAGAAAUAUAAAUUACUUUUAUUAUCGCAAAUUAUUAUUAUUUGAUCUCUGAACUUUUGUAAAGUCAUGCAAAGUAAUUGUAUUAUGAUGCUUCCAAUAUAUUUUUUUAAUAAUAAUUUUUAUUAUUUGAAAUAUUUUAGUCAUAAUUUUAUUUAAUUUUGUUAUUUGCAGUAAUGCUAAUAUAUCAAAUUGACAUUUGUUGUAAAAUUUGAAUUUUGUAAAUUGUAAAUAGAAAGAUUGAUACCUCAUUGAUGACGGGAACUAAGAAAUUGGAUGAAAAUAUUGUUCAUUAUUUCGAUAUUUGUAAUAUUUUGAUAAAGAUGUAUAUUUGAAUGUCAGCUCAAUUUGUUUGGUGUUUUUUUACCGUUCUAUAUAUUUUGUUCAAAUAUAUUUUACAAGUCUUUAUAAAGGUCAGCUUUUUAUAAGA
Harmonia axyridis is the source of this 4109-nucleotide messenger RNA. It is a transcript of the gene l(3)73Ah, whose product is annotated as polycomb group RING finger protein 3. The transcript has 4 exons. Gene Ontology annotation, cellular component: PRC1 complex. NCBI's taxonomy places the organism in Eukaryota, Metazoa, Arthropoda, Insecta, Coleoptera, Coccinellidae. Bases 84 to 761 code for a protein of 225 amino acids. Gene Ontology annotation, biological process: regulation of transcription by RNA polymerase II. The record is from RefSeq and is a predicted model, not a curated record.